AUGUUUAACUCUCGUUUAUCGAAGCUAUCGCGUAGCAUAUCUUUAUUUUCGAGGAGCUCACUUUUACGAACUCGUUUAUUCUCUUCAAGUGCUCCUGCUGCCUCUGAAACUGUAACUCUUCCCGAAACUUCUUUUGAAUCAUACAAAUGUGACCCGCCUUCAUACAAUGUAGAAGUUGACAAAGAAGAAAUGAUUCAUAUGUACAAGCAAAUGGUUAUUAUGCGGCGAAUGGAGCUGACGGCGGACGGUUUAUACAAGUCAAAAUUCAUUCGAGGAUUUUGUCACUUGUGUACAGGCCAGGAAGCCGUUUCCGUUGGCAUGGAAGCUGCAAUUACACCAGAUGAUCAUGUUAUCACAGCAUACCGUUGUCACGGCAAAAAAACCGGUGUUUCGAAAGGUAAAGGUGGCUCUAUGCAUAUGUUUGCUAGAAACUUUUAUGGUGGUAAUGGUAUCGUUGGUGCACAGGUUCCUGUUGGUGCGGGUAUAGCAUUCACACAACAGUAUCUAAAUACAAAACAGGCCACCUUCGUUUUAUAUGGUGAUGGUGCUGCGAAUCAAGGACAAGUUUUUGAAGCCUAUAACAUAUCAAAAUUAUGGAAUCUUCCUGCAAUAUAUGUAUGCGAGAAUAAUCAUUAUGGAAUGGGUACUUCAGCAAGUCGAAGUUCAGCAGAUACAAAAUAUUUUACACGUGGACAUUAUAUUCCCGGUCUCCAAGUGAAUGGGAUGGAUAUACUUGCUGUUCGUCAAGCGUGUAGCUGGGCUAAAGAUUGGGUUCUCAAUGAUAAAGGACCUCUAGUCUUGGAAAUGGUGACUUAUCGUUAUGGUGGUCAUUCGAUGUCUGAUCCAGGUACAAGUUAUCGCACCAGGGAGGAAAUACAACACAUGAGAAGUACGAAAGAUCCGAUAACAGGACUAAAGCAACGUUUAUUGGAUCUGGGUUUCUUAACUGAAUCAGAAAUAAAGCAAAUUGAUAAAGAGGCUCGCACAAUCAUUGAGGAAGCAGCAAAAGCCGCGCAAAAUGAUCCAUUCCCAGAGGACUCGGAGUUAUUUACGCAUAUAUAUGCUAAAGGAACCGAACCUCCAUUUAUUCAUGGUAGAGAAAAAGAAGAAGUGGGACGUGUUUUAUAA
Messenger RNA from Ambispora leptoticha, 1128 nucleotides. The record is from the annotation of a GenBank genome assembly. Lineage: Eukaryota; Fungi; Glomeromycota; Glomeromycetes; Archaeosporales; Ambisporaceae.